GUUUACUCAUAAAGAUCAUUAAGGGCUAUCGUUCCUGGACAAAUUCAAAGAGAUAGUAGCUAUCUCCUGUAAUUGCUAUUUAUGCAACAAGCGUGUUCCAAGUACCGCUAACUGGUAAAAGGAAGGCAUAAAAUAAUUAUUUCCCCCUUUUUUCUUUCUUCUCUAUCAUUCCAGUUAUUAUGCUGCAAGAAAUGGCUAAGUGUGAUGAAGAUCGUAUAGAAUUAUCUGAUUCUGAAGAGACCCUCUUUACUGCUCCCAGCUCACCUACUCUCAGUGCUAGUUUGCCUUCAGCUUACGACCCUGUAAUACUUAAUGCACUAUGGAAGUUCUUAAAGCAAGUCCAUGAGACUGGUUUAUUUAAUGAGGGUCAUAGCGUGAGCGGAUCAGUGAUUGAGAGUAAUGUUGCUGAGAGUGAUACCCCUGCUGUUGUCGAUAGGGAAGUAGUGGUCAUAUCUUCAGAUGAUGAUAAUGAUGAUGAAAGCUUUAUACAUCUUCCUUCACUCACUCAAGAUAAUCUUGAUCGCUUUACUGCGCUCCAUGAGGCGGUCUAUGGGCAAAAUGGAAAUCGUUUUUUAAAUUGUCCCAUAAAAAGCAAUGUAUCAUUUGAGAGCUACAUCGCUGAUUCUUAUGGAUAUGACAGUUUAAAAAUUGAUCCCAAUAAGGUAUAUGAGCCUUAUACGCCCGAAUGGUAUACUAUCAAAAGACGCAUGUUUUUUGAUAGCCUUGGUGUGGUAAGUGUAUUAGAUACUCUUAUAGCUUGCUUACUAUUGUUCAAACAGGAGCGAAGAUGUAGAUGUAUUGAGUGUCAUUCAACUGAGGACGGCAUUGAAAUGAAUUCCAAAUCUCAUGCCGUAGCUAUCAGAAGAAAGAAACAUCCCCUAUGCAAAUUUUGCACAAGGUAACUGUUGCUCAUGAUAUCGUAUUACUAAAGCCU
This is a messenger RNA of Rhizopus microsporus ATCC 52813, 934 nucleotides long. RefSeq lists its product as uncharacterized. The transcript has a single exon. The record is from RefSeq and is a predicted model, not a curated record. Bases 192 to 902 code for a protein of 236 amino acids. Lineage: Eukaryota; Fungi; Mucoromycota; Mucoromycetes; Mucorales; Rhizopodaceae.